GGCGAAGAAAGAUCCAAAAGGCUUCUCACCGUGACAACUCGUUGCUUUUACAAGUGUAUUGGCAUUUUGGCAUUCUUCAGCUUCAUCAACAAACCAAAAAAGAGUCAUAGUCCUUUUUAAGAUUACAUCGAACCGCAACCAACCACCAUGAAGACUUGCAUCGCCCUUCUUAGUGUCUUUGCCAGCACGGCAAUGGCAUUUGCCCCUGCUCAUGUGGCUUCUCGAGUUUCUACUUCGACUCCCAUGUCCUUUGAAGAGGAAAUUGGCGCCCAACCUCCUCUGGGACUUUUUGACCCCCUUGGAUUGUUGACAGAUGCUGACCAAGCCCGUUUCGACCGUCUUCGUUAUGUGGAAGUGAAGCAUGGACGAGUUUGCAUGUUGGCCGUCCUGGGACACAUUGUCACCACGGCUGGAAUUCGGUUGCCUGGAGAUAUUGACUACCGUGGCACCAGCUUUGAGAGCAUCCCGUCUGGUUUGGGUGCCCUCACGGCCGUCCCUGCUGCUGGUUGGUUGCAAAUGUUCUUCUUUAUUGGAGCCUUGGAAUUGGCUGUUAUGAAGGAUAUCACUGGAGAAGGAGAGUCGGUUGGUGAUUUCCGCAACGGAGCUUUGGACUUUGGAUGGGAUUCCUUCUCGCCUGAAGAACAAGAAUCCAAGUUGGCCAUUGAGCUCAACAAUGGGCGUGCUGCUCAGAUGGGAAUCUUGGCUUUGAUGGUCCAUGAGAAGUUGGAUGGAGAUCCGUAUGUUAUCAACAGUUUGUUGGGUUCCCCUGUUGACUUUUAAAUAAAAUAAGAAAGAUGUUUGAGAGAAAAGGAAAAUGAGAAGCCCUUCUAAAAGAUUGACGCAAAAGACUCUGCAAACACUUGACUUUGACUGUCCAGAUUAAUAAACACAUCUAAUUACAAGCAAGGAAAUAAUGAGCGUGCGGUAGCUGGUG
This is a messenger RNA of Seminavis robusta, 934 nucleotides long. The record is from the annotation of a GenBank genome assembly. Lineage: Eukaryota; Bacillariophyta; Bacillariophyceae; Naviculales; Naviculaceae.